UAUAUUAAAGUUCAUAUUUUCCAAUUUUGCUUUCCAUAUUCCUGAAAUUUUAGAGUAUAGAAAGAGCAAAUAGUAAUUAAAUUCAGCUUCGUUUCUCUACAACUCAUACAUGUGUCCUAGUAAUACUAACAGUAGUUGUAGUAGUACUAAGAUUUAAACUUAAAGACCAAUGAAGAAUUUGAAGUUAAUAUAUGUGACACAGGUAGAACAUAAAACAUUAAAAUGUGAUGAGGUGAGCAAAGUUUGUGUCAACUCUGAGAGUCAUGUUGUGUAUAUUGUCAGUAAGGAAAAUCUUUAUGCUGUAUCAGCUGAAACUGGUGAGUUUUUAACAUCACUGGAACCUGGAAUAGUUGUUGCUUUUACAUACUUAUAUGAACAACAGUCUCUCUGCAUUGCUAUGGAAAAUGGAAAUUUGUUUCUUGUGAACAUAUUCACAAAGGCAGUUGAAUGUGUUGGUUUUGUGCAAGGUGGGCUGCUUGCAACAAGUUGGAGUCCUGACCAAGAAAUUAUUAUCUUUUUAACAGCUCAAGGUACUUUGGUUCUGAUGACAAAAGAUUUUGACACAGUUCUGGAAAAAAGCCUGCAUUCAAAGGAGUUGGGUGAAAUUCAACCAGUAACAGUUGGUUGGGGAUCAAAAGAGACUCAAUUCCAUGGAUCAGAAGGAAAACAAGCAGCAAAACUUCAACAACAGACUACACAGCAUGUGCUCACUUGGGAUGAUAGGCAAACUCGCAUCAGUUGGAGAGGAGAUGGACAGUUUUUUUGUACUUCUUUUAUUGAUCCAGAAAAAGGGUGCAGGAAGUUAAAUAUAUGGAACAGAGAAGCUGUACUUCAGUACACUGCUGAGGAAGUUGAUGGCUUAGAACAUCCAUUGGAUUGGAGGCCAUCUGGUAACCUCAUAACUUCUUCACAGACAAAGCUAAACAAACAUGACAUUGUCUUUUUUGAAAAGAAUGGCCUUCGACAUGGAGAAUUCACUCUUCCAUUUCCUCCAGGAUCUUUCAAGAUUAAAGAAGUCUUAUGGAAUUCAGAGUCUACAAUAUUAACCAUUUGGGGUCAGCUAAUACAAGAGAAAAAUGGUUACAAUGAACACAGAAUAUUACUGUGGACAACCAGCAACUAUCAUUGGUAUUUAAAACAAAGCCUCAGCUUUAACAAAUAUCAUGUGACAGCGGUCUUAUGGGAUGUAAUAGACCCAUACAUGCUUCAUGUGACUUGUUCUGGCGGACAUUACCUUUGCUACAAAUGGACCUGGAUGGUUAACCACAGCAAGAGCUACUCAUCCGAUGAUAAUGCGUGUGUUGCUGUUAUUGAUGGGGCUCAUCUAAAGGUGACACCAUUUCGUCAAACAGUCAUUCCCCCACCAAUGUGUGCAUAUGAGUUAGAAUUUCCAGAUACUAUAUCCCAGGUUGUUUUUCCCCCCAAAAUUGCAAGCAACUACGACAUGCUUGUAGUUUUAUCAGAUGGAAGAAUAGCUCUGUGUAAUAAGAAGGACAGCUCUACUACUCAGGAAGACUGUUGUGUAAUUGUAAAAAAUGCAGGACAAAAUGGCUUUAAGAAGCAGGGUCUUGUACACUGUGUGACCAGCUUAUUCAGGGUUCAGUGGAGUGAUAAUAUCAAUGUUCCAUUGAUUCCAAUGUGUAUACAUCACUGGACCUGUGUUGCUGGUGAUACUGUAGUAUGUGCUUCUCCUGUUCAGGGUAGAACUGCCUUGUUGUCUGUCAAUUUGAAGAAUCACAAUACAGACUCAGAAAAAGUACUGGGAAGAUUGAUAUCAAUGUUGAAGGCUUCUUUGUUAAACAUGUGUACAAACAAUGAUGGUGAUAUUGUGGCUUUACAACUUACUGACGGUCUUGUGUUAAAAUAUAUCCUUGAUACUGAGGUCAUCACUCCUUGGGCUACAGACCAAGGUGAUUUGCAGUUUCCACAACCCUGUAGUACCAUGGCAGUUUGUAAAGUAGCAGGAAAGGACCGAGUGUUGGGUCUAACUGAGAGGUUUUAUUUCUACUGUGACAAUGUUCAACUUUCCAGCAGCUGCACUUCAUUUUGUUGUAAUAGAGAUUUCUUAUUUAUAACCACACAUGACCAUACCCUGAGAAGUCUGAGUCUUAGCCACGAACUACCUCAAAUCAUGGAAGGUAGUUUAGUACAUGACAAUAAAGAUAACAUUCGGCAUUUAGAGAGAGGAUCAAGAAUUGUUGUGACAGUGCCAUAUGAUACAAAAGUGAUAUUACAAAUGCCACGUGGAAAUAUUGAGUGCAUCCAUCCUCGUAGCCUUGUUUUAGCUAAAAUUCUUAGUCUCCUAGACAAGUACUGUUCAUACGGAAAAUCAGAAGAUAAAUUGAAGCAUGGCAAGCAAAAAAAAUUAAAAUACUUGUUAGGAGUUUUAACUGCACAUGUCAAGAAAAAGCAACCUGAACUUGAAGAUGCUUUGGUGAAGAUAAAAAAGCUCAAAGACUCAACUUCAAACUGUGAAAUUACUCCUCUUGUUUCUGCUGAUGAAGCAUUAAAGUACCUGUUAUACAUGGUGAAUGUAAAUAAACUGUUUGAUGUUGCUCUUGGUACAUACAGCUUUGAUAUGGUCCUAAUGGUGGCUGAAAAAACCCAGAAGGAUCCGAAAGAAUACUUACCGUUUUUAAAUGAGCUACAACAACUGGACCCUACUUAUCAAAAGUAUAAAAUUGACUUACAUCUUUGUCGAUUUAGAAAAUCACUCCAUCAUUUAUGUAAAUGUGGUAAGUAAAUGUGAUGUCAGUAUUGUAUUAAGCACUGUAUCUAGUGUUCUAAAUUUCUUAUCUUUUAACAACAUUUGUAAUAUACUGUAUAAUGAAAUCUGUUAAGUUUGUGUAUGUAUAAUAUAAUAGGUGGUGUGUUUUGUAGAGCUGAGCAAUUUAAUUGAUAU
Messenger RNA from Limulus polyphemus (Atlantic horseshoe crab), 2902 nucleotides. RefSeq names its product elongator complex protein 1-like (gene Elp1). The record is from RefSeq and is a predicted model, not a curated record. NCBI's taxonomy places the organism in Eukaryota, Metazoa, Arthropoda, Merostomata, Xiphosura, Limulidae. Gene Ontology annotation, cellular component: cytosol; elongator holoenzyme complex. Gene Ontology annotation, molecular function: tRNA binding. The transcript has 21 exons. The coding region runs from base 170 to 2743 and encodes 857 amino acids. Gene Ontology annotation, biological process: tRNA wobble base 5-methoxycarbonylmethyl-2-thiouridinylation.